Closterium sp. Yama58-4 is the source of this 513-nucleotide messenger RNA. NCBI's taxonomy places the organism in Eukaryota, Viridiplantae, Streptophyta, Zygnematophyceae, Desmidiales, Closteriaceae. The record is from the annotation of a GenBank genome assembly.
AUGAGCAGCACCUUGGCGAGCGAUGUCGCAGAGCGAGACGGUGCGAGCGGCGACGGCGCAAGCAAGCAGGUCGCAGAAUUGCGGUGUUUGGAUCUGCAAGGAAUCGGGAUGAGAUUCGGCAACCGCAUGAUUCUGGAUGACGUGUCACUCCACGUGAACCCGCGAGAAAUCGUGGGUCUGCUGGGACCCAACGGCGCGGGCAAGAGCACCACCUUCAGCAUCGCCGUCGGCCGCGAGACCCCGACAGCUGGCUCCGUGCGAUUGGCCGGCGCUGACGUCACCGGCCUUCCCCUGGAGCGGCGGGCGCGGAUGGGCGUGGCGUUCCUGGCUCAGGAGGCGAGCAUCUUCCGCGGGCUGAGCGUCGCGGAUAACAUCCGGCUCGUGCUGGAAGAAGGGCCCCUGCCGCACCACCUGCAUGAUGCCCGCAUUGAGGAGCUGCUUCGCAAGUUUGACCUGGUCCACGUGGCACACACUCUGGGGCGCCACCUGUCAGGCGGAGAGCGGCGCAGAGCG